GUUUGUAUAAAGGUCGCCAUCAAAAUUAUUUGGGGCUUCAUCAACAUCCAAGACUCACACCAUAGUAAAUUGUGAAGCUUAACUGCAUGAAUCUCAUGCUCACAAAUGAAAAUCUUUCAAAUGAAACUGGUUAUUAUUGAUGACAUGCAGUUAUAUCAUGAAAGGACACUGUUGCAAGGUUUUUGAACUCUUUUCUACUCAAAGUACUCUACAACAUGGGGAAUAAACUUUCAUGUUGCGCUUGCCAAAGCCCUAUAUAUGAAAGAAAACUAGAAGAUCAUUAUUUAGAAGCUUAUCGAAAUUCUUUUCCUGAUGAAAGCAUAUUUAAUCUUCAACACAUAAGUGAAAGAGAACCUGAAGAUUUUGAUGGCGAUCCUUCUACACAUCCUACUGCUGGUCCUUUGUUUAUGCAAAGAUCGAAAAGUGAUAUGCGAUAUUUUGGGGAAAGGAGGCGAAGCCAUAGUAAUUUGUUAGAAACUAGGCCAUUGAAAAAAUCAAGCUCAUGUUCCACUAUAUACCUAGAUGACAGUACUGUCAGCCAACCAAAUCCGAAAAAUACACUCAAAUGUGUAACGUUAGCAAUAUAUUAUCACAUAAGGAACAGAACUUCCAAUCGUACACUAGAUAUCUUUGAUGAAAAGCUACAUCCCUUAUCAAAAGAUAAAGUGAGUGAUGAUUAUGAUCAAAAGGAUCCUGAUCAUAGAAGCAUUUAUAGGUUUGUUCGUGCACUAUUUAAUUCUGCCCAGCUGACUCCUGAAUGUGCCAUAAUAACUCUUGUUUAUUUAGAAAGACUUUUAACCUACGCUGAAAUAGAUAUUGUUCCAAGUACGUGGAAGCGUAUUGUCCUUGGUGCCGUUUUGCUGUCUUCAAAAGUAUGGGAUGAUCAAGCUGUGUGGAAUGUAGAUUAUUGCCAAAUUCUUAAGGAUAUUUGUGUAGAAGAUGUGAAUGAACUAGAAAGGCAGUUUUUGGAAAUGCUGCAGUUUAAUAUAAAUGUUCCUGCUAGUGUAUAUGCUAAAUACUAUUUUGAUCUAAGAAGUCUGGCUGAUGAAAAUGAUUUAACAUUUCCUUCAGAAGUCUUAAAUAAAGAAAGGGCACAGAAGCUUGAAGCAAUGUCUCUUGCUUUAACUGGUGGUGGAGCGGAAGUGCAGCGAAAUGGAGUUCGAAAAUGGUCUAGUUUGGACAAUUUGGUUGCUCUUCACAAAAGUGCAGCCAUUCUUUCCUGA
Molecule: messenger RNA, 1223 nt
Organism: Uloborus diversus
Lineage: Eukaryota; Metazoa; Arthropoda; Arachnida; Araneae; Uloboridae
Gene: CycY
Product: cyclin-Y-like protein 1
Exons: 9
Coding region: 216-1223 (335 amino acids)
Biological process (GO): regulation of cyclin-dependent protein serine/threonine kinase activity; regulation of canonical Wnt signaling pathway
Cellular component (GO): plasma membrane
Molecular function (GO): cyclin-dependent protein serine/threonine kinase activator activity; protein kinase binding
Source: RefSeq, a predicted model, not a curated record